AUGACCCUCAAUCACGUCCUCAUUCUUGGUGCGGGCCCAGCAGGCCUCUCAGCAGCCAUCGCACUGUCGCAGCUGAGCGACACACCAUGCGCAAAACAGUUGCGGAUCACAGUGCUCGAGCUGCGGCCUGAGCCUAGCACCCUCGGCGGCUCUAUCAACCUCACCCCCUUAGCCAUGCGAUACCUCGAUCGUGUGGGUGUGGGGGCUCGGCUGCGACCGCGAGGCAUCCCCGUGCGAGCUAUUGACAUGUUGAGUCUGCGAACUGGUAAGCUCAUGGGAAGUCUCUGGCCGGAUGUCGAUGCGCUGCGUGUGAAGAGAAUGGAUCUGGUCAACUGCAUGCUUGAGGCCAUUGCUGAAAGGACAAAUGUCCAGGUGCGGUUUGGGGUUCGUGUGAUCAAGAUUGAUGAGGAGUGCGGUGCGGCAGGGGAAGGCAGGAUAGUCCUCACUUUUGAGAAUGGAGAGCAGAUCGAUGGCGAUGUUCUGCUGGGAUGCGACGGCUUGCACUCUGCUGCAAGGAAACUGCAUGUUGAGCCCGAGAGAAAGGAGGUCUACUCAGGAAAGGCGGUUGCGUAUGGCUUCGUCGCCACCCCAGAGGCCGAGCAAGUGGAUUUCAAAAGGGCGGAUGGCAAUCCUGCCAUUCGAGACUCGACACUUGUUUCUGGCCAACACGGGGCUCUUGUAUUGUCUUUCUACGAGCCAACAAGACAAAGCCUCUAUCUUGGCGGGGUCAUGGGCAUGGAUGACGAACAUGAAGGAUCCAAGGAAGGGUGGAGAGCGCGUGGAGAAGACAAGAGCAAAGUCAGAGGAGAUAUCCUCGCUCGAUUCCAAGGAGAGAGUAUGCCUGGCUUUUCAGGUCUUAUCGGGAAAUGCGAGGAUUGGUGCUUGUUCCCCGUUUACCGUCUCCCUCCGAAUGGGCGAUGGUCAAGGGGUAGGGUAAUUCUGCUAGGAGACGCAGCACAUGCGGUAAGUCAAGGUGAUAUCGAUUCGAGAAUUGACGAAGUCAUUGACGCUGCGUGCAGAUGCCGCCUCAGGGAGAGAGUACCGGAAUAG
Messenger RNA from Phaeoacremonium minimum UCRPA7, 1050 nucleotides. Its product is annotated as putative salicylate hydroxylase protein. The record is from RefSeq and is a predicted model, not a curated record. The transcript has a single exon. NCBI's taxonomy places the organism in Eukaryota, Fungi, Ascomycota, Sordariomycetes, Togniniales, Togniniaceae. Gene Ontology annotation, molecular function: FAD binding; monooxygenase activity. Bases 1 to 1050 code for a protein of 349 amino acids.